This is a messenger RNA of Quercus lobata, 1454 nucleotides long. Its product is annotated as putative pentatricopeptide repeat-containing protein At5g36300. The record is from RefSeq and is a predicted model, not a curated record. NCBI's taxonomy places the organism in Eukaryota, Viridiplantae, Streptophyta, Magnoliopsida, Fagales, Fagaceae. Gene Ontology annotation, molecular function: protein binding. Bases 159 to 1454 code for a protein of 431 amino acids. The transcript has 3 exons.
GAAACACAGGUGUGUUUUGUCAACCAAGUUUUUAAUAUUUGCUUGGUUUUGUCUAGUGAUGGUAGGGACAAGGGACUAUUUUUCUCAUCUAUAAUAGCAGGUUAGCACUUUCUGACACUGUUGCUCUUUUCUCCAAACCUAAAUAGAAGAUAUAUGAUAUGUUCAUGGUGAUGGUGUUGUUUUCACUAUCAUCCACCCGUGGUGUCACUUCUUUCUUUUUGUUUAGUUCCUCUAAUCUUUCCAUGCUGAACAAGGGUGUUAAAGAAGUAAGUUUAAGAGCAUUUGACAAAAAGAACUUGGAUACGAAGUCCCCAGAAAGCCUUGUAAAAGGAAAAGAACUUUCUUGGGAGCUAUAUAACCACACAAUAUGUGAUUGUUGCAAAGUGGGAGAUAUUGACAGGGCUAUGACUCUUCUCGCUCGGAUGGAGGCUUCGGGGCUUCAUCCCAACUUGAUAUCCUACACCCAUUUGAUUGAAGCUCUUGGAAGCAUAGGAAGGACUUUGGAAGCUGAAGCAGUUUUCCAAGAAAUGAUAUGUUCUGGGUUUAAGCCUAGAGUGAACUUGUACAAUGUUUUGCUUAGAGUUUUCUUAAAGAAAGGGCUCCUAGGAGGUGCAGUUAAGGUAUUAGAUGUAAUGGACGAUUUGGGUAUUUGUAGGAAUCAAGAAACAUAUGAGGUUCUUCUGGAUUACUAUGUGAAUGCUGGGCGUUUGGAAGAUACUUGGGGAAUAAUCAACGAAAUGAGGCGCAAGAGGUUUCAACUGAACUCAUUUGUGUAUAGUAAGGUUAUUGGUCUUUACAGGGAUAAUGGGAUGUGGAAAAAAGCAAUGGGUGUUGUAGAAGAGAUUAGGGAGAUGGGGAUGUCACUAGACAAGCAGAUUUAUAACAGCAUUAUAGAUACGUUUGGGAAAUAUGGUGAUUUGGAUGAAGCCUUGGAAGUGUUUGAGAAAAUGCGACAAGAAGGUAUAAGGCCUGAUAUAACAACAUGGAAUUCUUUGAUCAGGUGGCAUUGUAAGGUUGGGAAUUUAUCUAAGGCCCUUGAGUUGUUCACCCAAAUGCUAGAACAAGGGUUAUAUCCUGAUCCAAAGAUCUUCAUUACCAUUAUUAUCCGUUUGGGAGAGCAGGGAAAGUGGGAUGUGAUAAAGAAGAAUUUUGAGACUAUGAAAUACAGAGGAUAUAAAAAAAGUGGCGCCAUUUAUGCAGUUUUGGUUGAUAUUUAUGGGCAAUAUGGGAGAUUUGCUAAUGCUGAGGAGUGCAUAUCUGCUCUAAAGUCAGAAGGCGUUCAACUUUCAGCUAGCAUUUUUUGUGUCUUAGCAAAUGCUUAUGCUCAGCAGGUCUGCUGUUCCACACCCCCAUCGUUUCCUGCUUCCUUUCUCUUUAUUAUCUCCUUGUAUAAUUGUUAUUUAUUUGUUGACUUUAGUGUUUGUGCUGCUGCACAAGUGGUGUUGACCUCCUAA